Molecule: messenger RNA, 1105 nt
Organism: Phaedon cochleariae (mustard beetle)
Lineage: Eukaryota; Metazoa; Arthropoda; Insecta; Coleoptera; Chrysomelidae
Source: the annotation of a GenBank genome assembly
GGGACCGCACACGGCCAUAAAAACACAUCCACCGCCUUCUCGUCAAACUUUAAGUCGGUGGCCCUACAUCCGACCGCGAUGCAUCUUCUGUUCCGCGUGCUCUUUUGUUUCCUCACAGCCGCCUCUGUGGCGGUGGCUGCAGCGCAGCAGAAGUGCGGUUCCAGGAGCGUGCAGUGGCGGGCUCCGAGGGUGGUGGGAGGCGAGGAGCCGCCCUUGGGAGCGGUGCCCUGGCAGGUGGACCUGCGGUCGGACGGAAGGCAUUCUUGCGGGGGCGCGUUGAUUGGUAGACGGCUGGUGGUGACUGCGGCGCAUUGUUUCGGGGAGGAUUUGGUUGCGGUUGCUGGGGCACAUGGGCCUCCAGGAUCCUCCCCCUACGAGCAACACCUGCGAGUGGAGAGAUUCAUCCCCCACCCCGACUUCAGGAAGCUAGGCCACUACUCUCACGACCUGGCCAUCCUGCUAGUCUCCACCCCAGGCUUCGAGAUCAGCAAGGCCGUGAAACCGGCCUGCUUGUCCAACACAGCGCCUAUCAGCUCUGGCACGUGGUGCGAGAUAUCCGGCUGGGGGAUUGUUGAUCCCCUGAACUCCACGUCCUAUUCGUCGGUAUUGAAGUCUGCUGCAGUGCCUGUGAUAUCUCUGGACACUUGCAGACGCAAAUCUGUCUACGGGGGACAGCAACAACAGAUACUAGACUCGAUGUUAUGCGCGGGUUAUUUGAAGGGGGGUAUUGAUGCCUGCAUUGGGGACUCUGGUGGGCCUUUGAUGUGCGAUAUUGAGGGGAAUUUGGAGUUGGCGGGAAUUAUUUCUUGGGGUGAAGGGUGCGCGAAGAAGAAUCGACCUGGAAUUUAUACGAGGAUUUCCAGUUUUUUGCCGUGGAUCAAUGAUGUAGCUGCCAAUGUGGGAGUUGAUUUGUGAUGAAAAAUGAUGAGAUAGAUGUUGUGAUGAAGCUUUAAUUUAUUAUAUGUUGAAUUUAAUUUCGUUUUGUUUCCAUGAGAAAUGAAUGACUGUGAAGCAGUAGAACUAUUCAUUGGUGUUUCAUUUUCACUGUUAACUCGAAUGCGAGCGUGUUAUUAAGGACCCUAGGACAUAAUACAUAUAGAAGUUU